CACAUAAAACACAUACUUAUUAAACACCAAACCCUCUUAUUUCAACUAAACCCCCACAAAACAAAAAUGGCCGCCGGAGUGCUGAGAAACGCCGUGAAACACAAAUUUUCCGGCCACUAUAUCCAGCAAAGACAUUCAUUUUCCGACAGGCUCACCAAAACUCCGGGGCCCACCAACCCAUCUCAUCAUUAUUGUCAGCAAACUAAAGCUCAUUACUCAAGGUUCCCUCAGUUUUUUUACAGAAAAGCCAAGGAGCUUGAUUUCUCAGCUCCUGUUAAUGUUUUUUCAUCACCCUUUUCAUCAAAUUCAUCAGUUUCGAGAAAUGGGCUUGUGGGGUGGUACUUGGAGAUGAUCAAGGCUAGGCCCAUUCUUACAAAGUCCAUCACUUCUGCAAUUAUUUACACUGUUGCUGAUUUUUCUUCUCAGAAAAUUGUAAGUCCGUCUUCAGCGCCCUAUGAUGUAGUGCGAACACUGCGUAUGGCUGGAUAUGGAAUGCUAAUAUUAGGGCCAUCUUUGCAUUUCUGGUUCAAUUUUGUAUCUAAGGCCCUUCCAAAGCGAGAUCUUCUUACCACAAUGACAAAGAUAGUCAUGGGGCAAACUCUAUAUGGACCUCUUAUGACUGUAGUAUUCUUCUCAGUCAAUGCAAGCUUACAAGGUGAAAAUGGAGAGGAAAUUUAUGCUCGACUGAGGAGAGACUUGGUGCCUACAAUGAUAAGUGGUGUAAUGUAUUGGCCAUUGUGUGAUUUUGUGACAUUCAAGUUCAUUCCUGUUCAGUUGCAGCCUUUGGUGAGUAAUUCAUUUUCCUAUCUUUGGACCGUGUACAUGACAUACAUGGCAAGCUUAGACAGAGCAGAUGUUUAGUGAUAUGUAACUGGCUCUGCUGGAAUCACCGGAAUCAGCAUCUUAUGGUGCCUAUCCUCAAACUCGACAAGUUCUGGUGAAUGUUUUUGGCACAGUACCAUUCUACUGACAUCAAGGAAGCUGUAAGAAGUAAUACAAUUUCAAUGCUACCUCAACUUGUUCUGCAUUGUUCAUCUAUAGAGCUGGAGUUCAAAUAGUUUUGUAACUUUUAGGUGAUACAGAAUUAUAAUACCUCACAAUUUGUAAAAUGGAUAUCUUACCAACCUUUAAUCAGGUGCUUUUAAGUUCUGUCCAUUAAAAUGGAUGAAGUCAUUCAGUGUUGUCCAU
Messenger RNA from Daucus carota subsp. sativus, 1188 nucleotides. Its product is annotated as protein SYM1-like. The transcript is spliced from 4 exons. Lineage: Eukaryota; Viridiplantae; Streptophyta; Magnoliopsida; Apiales; Apiaceae. The record is from RefSeq and is a predicted model, not a curated record. The coding region runs from base 67 to 861 and encodes 264 amino acids. Gene Ontology annotation, cellular component: cytoplasm; membrane.